AUAUUAAUCUUGUUAUUGGUUUCUAAACUUCCGAAAAAAGAAAAUGGCAGCGCCCAGGGUUCUAGCACGGUAACGACAACACUGAUCUCAAUCUAUUGAAUUACCAGCAGUCUCAAGCAAUCCGCACCCUGAUCCGUUGAAAAGGUAUUAAUGAACUAUGUGGCCAUUUGGGGAAAGUGAUCCAGAUUCAAAACCAAAGAAAUCAUGUGAAAAACAGCGACAACUUUUACAAGACUGCCUACUGAUGAGUAAAUGUGUAAAUCUGGAUGGCAAUACACCAAAGCAGUGUCUGAAAAUGAAGGGUCACCCCAGUGUUCCAGAAAAGUGCUUUCAUUAUCAACACGACUUAUUCCUCUGCAAACGAUCAAUGAUUGAUAUGAGGGCAAGAUUUCGAGGAAGGCGUGGUGUAGAUUAUGACGAAAUACAUCAUGGGCCCAGGAAAGAAGAAUGAUGGAAAAAGUUGUGUUAAUGAUUGCUUCAGUCAUAUAAUUGGUGUAACAGGCCUUUGGUAUUAAUUGUGGAAUGAUAGUGCCCAUAUACAGGAAUGCAAUUUUAUGUGGCUCACACAGAUGUGUCAAAUAUUUUGUGACUGAAUUGUGAAAAGUAAACGUGUAGAAUUUAUGAAGUGAUGUUGUCAGAGUAAGGUCUUGUCAGAUACAUUUAUUAUUUGUGGAGAAACCAUUAUAGAUUAUCUUGUCAUCACAAAUUGUUUUUCGUUUGAAAGCCUGUGUUUUGGUCAAAAUAAACCUGAGAUGAAAGCUGUUUUUAAAUUCAUGUGAAUAAUUAUGUCUGUAUUUAAUUAAAAAUAUUUUGUAACAA
This is a messenger RNA of Pecten maximus, 819 nucleotides long. Its product is annotated as cytochrome c oxidase assembly factor 5-like. The transcript has 4 exons. The record is from RefSeq and is a predicted model, not a curated record. NCBI's taxonomy places the organism in Eukaryota, Metazoa, Mollusca, Bivalvia, Pectinida, Pectinidae. Gene Ontology annotation, biological process: mitochondrial respiratory chain complex IV assembly. Gene Ontology annotation, cellular component: mitochondrion. Bases 158 to 451 code for a protein of 97 amino acids.